Molecule: messenger RNA, 4262 nt
Organism: Gadus macrocephalus (Pacific cod)
Lineage: Eukaryota; Metazoa; Chordata; Actinopteri; Gadiformes; Gadidae
Product: NACHT, LRR and PYD domains-containing protein 12-like
Exons: 14
Coding region: 152-3967 (1271 amino acids)
Molecular function (GO): protein binding
Source: RefSeq, a predicted model, not a curated record
UCAGACGUUAAGGUCUGCUACCUCAUUUCAAACUCACCUCAUUUCAACUUCCCUCUUCUACAAAUGUUUCAUCCCUCGCAUUGGAACUUUUUGUACUUUAUACUGUCUGGGGCGGAUCACGUCAAGAAAAAUAUAAGGUCGCCAGUCUGCUAUGGAAGAGGAGAGAAAGGAGGGGGGUCCGCCCUCUAAGACCACUCUGUCUGGGGAACAUGGUUGUCAGAGCAAAGCUAAGAGCCCGGAGCAGCAGGAGAGAGCAGACUCCCCUGCAUCCAGCUGUGACUCCAUGGAGACUGAACACUCUAUGGAUCCACCUGUUACGUUUAAAGAUGGAGACGUCCAACCUUCUAAGAAAAGAAGGAGGCAGGGGAGAGCAGACUCCCCUGGACCCAGCUCCCCUGUCUCCAUGAAGAGUGACCGAUCUAUGAGUCCACCUGUUCAGUUUAAAGAAGGAAAUCAGUCCAUUGACAAGAGAAGAGUCAAGCAGGAGAGGGCAGACUCCCCUGUACCCAGCUGUGUCUCCAUGAAGAGUGACUUGUCUAUGGAACAACCUCCUGAAUUUAAAGAUGGAUGUCCAUCCAGAGAGGAGAGACAAUCCCAGGAGAGGUCAAAGGUUACCAGUUCUCAGCAGCAUCCAACAGAGCUGAUCAAGAGGGUUGAGGAGAACGCACACGCUUUCCUGGACGAGGAGCUGAAGAAGCUCUGGAGGGAUCACUUCCCAGAUUACCCACAAUGCUCAGAGAGUCAGUGCGAGGAGGAGGAGGAGGUGGAUGGUAAGAAAGAGGAGCAGAGGAGGCGCGCCAUAGAGGGAGUGGUGGACAUCACAAAGCUCUGCCUGAUGGAGAUGAACCAGGAGGAACUGGCCGACACACUGGGGGACAAAACUGCAGUGUGCCAACGUAAAAUUAAGUCUCAUCUGAAGAAGAAGUUCAGGUCUUUAUUGGAUGGAAUCGCUACAGCAGGACAGCAAACAGAUCUGAAUGACUUCACAGAGAUCUUCGUCAGAGAGAGAGGGACUCGAGAGGUCAACAAGGAACAUGAGGUCAGACUGAUUGAAACAGCUUCAAGGAAACCAGCCAAGGAGGAAAUACCAAUCAAAUGUGAAGACAUCUUUAAACCCUUAGCAGGCCAAGAUCAACCAAUAAGAACAAUAAUGACAACUGGAGUCGCCGGCAUUGGUAAAACCGUCUUAACACAAAAGUUCACUCUGGACUGGGCUGAAGGCAAAGCCAACCACGACAUAUACUUCACAUUUCUCUUCCCUUUCAGAGAGCUGAAUUUACUUAAAGGGAAAGAGUUGAGCUUGGUGGAACUUCUUCAUCACUUCUUUAUUGAGACCAAAGAGGCAGGAAUCUGCAGAUUCAACCAUUUCCAAGUUGUCUUCAUCUUGGAUGGUCUGGAUGAGUGUCGUCUUCCUGUGGACUUCCAGAACAACCAGAUCUGGACUGAUGUCACAAAGCCGACCUCAGUGGACGUGCUGCUGACAAACCUCAUCAGGGGCGACCUGCUUCCCUCCGCUCGUAUCUGGAUAACAACACGCCCUGCGGCAGCCAAUCAGAUCCCUUCUGAGUUUGUUAACAUGUUUACAGAGGUGAGAGGGUUCACCGACCAACAGCAGGAGGAGUACUUCAGGAAGAGAUUCAAAGAGGAGACGCUGGCCAGCACAAUUAUCUCCCAUGUGAAGAAAUCACGAAGCCUCCACAUCAUGUGUCACAUCCCAGUCUUAUGUUGGAUCACUGCUACGGUUCUGGAGGACCACUUCAAAACAUCCAAGAUCAGGAAAGAGAUGCCCAACACUAUGACGCAGAUGUACAGCCACUUCCUGAGGGUUCAGUCCAUACAGGCAGACAGGAAGAAUCAUGGCAGAGCUGCAACAGAUCUGCAGUGGAGUUCAGAGAUCAGGGAGAUCAUUGUUUCUCUGGGAAAACUGGCGUUUUACCAGCUGGAGAAGGGAAACCUCAUCUUCUACGAGGCAGACCUGGCAGAGUGUGACAUCAAUAUUGGAGCAGCCUCAGUGUACUCAGGAGUGUUCCCCGAGAACUUUAAGGAGGAGUGUGGGCUGUACCAGGACAAGGUGUUCAGCUUUGCCCAUCUGAGCAUCCAGGAGUUUCUGGCUGCCCUUUAUGUCUUUCAGUCCUUCAUCAACACUGGUGAGAAUCUGCUUUCAGAAGAACAACAACCCGACUGGUAUGAUAAACAUCACCUCCUCUACCAGAAGGCGGUGGACAAGGCCUUACAGAAUGAGAAUGGACACUUUGACUUGUUCCUUCACUUCCUCCUGGGCCUCUCUCUGGAGACCAAUCAGAUUGUCCUACAAGGUCUUAUUGGAAAGACAGGAAAUACAUCACGGACCAAUGAGAAAACAGUGCUUUACAUCACAGAGAAGUUAAAUGGAAAUCUCUCUCUAGAGAGAAGCAUCAAUCUGUUCCAUUGUCUAAAUGAGCUGAACUACCGUUAUCUAGUGGAGGAGAUCCAACAGUUCCUGACAUCAGGAAGUCUCUAUAAUUGUUUAGAUCGUGAUCAGUGGUCAGUUCUGGCCUUCAUCUUACUCUCAUCAGAAGAGGAGCUGGACAUAUUUGACCUGAAGAAAUACUCUAAAGAGACUGCUAAAGAGAAAGGUCUGCUGAUGCUGAUGCCAGUGGUCAAAGCCUCCAAAAAAACUCUGCUUAAUGGCUGUCAUCUGUCAGAGAGAUGCUGCGAAGCUCUGGCCUCAGUUCUCAGCUCCCACUCCUCUAGUCUGAGAGAGCUGGACCUGAGUUCCAAUGAUCUGCAGGAUUCAAGAGUGAAGCUGCUCUCUGCUGGACUGGGGAGUCCACACUGUACACUGGAAACCCUCAGGCUGAAUGGCUGUCAACUGUCAGAGGGAUGCUGUGAAGCUCUGGCCUCAGUUCUCAGCUCAAACUCCUCUAGACUGAGAGAGCUGGACCUGAGUACCAAUGAUCUGCAGGAUUCAGGAGUGAAGCUGCUCUGUGCUGGACUGGGGAGUCCACACUGUACACUGGAAACUCUCAGGCUGACUGACUGUCAUCUGUCAGAGAGAUGUUGUGAAGCUCUGGCUUCAGUUCUCAGCUCCAACUCCUCUAGUCUGAGAGAGCUGGACCUGAGUACCAAUGAUCUGCAGGAUUCAGGAGUGAAGCUGCUCUCUGCUGGACUAGAGGGUCCACACUGUACACUGGAAACUCUCAGGUUGUCUGGUUGCCUGAUCACACAGAAAGGCUGUGAUUCUCUGGCCUCAGCUCUGAGCUCUAACCCCUCCCAUCUGAGAGAGCUGGACCUGAGCUACAAUCACCCAGGAGACUCAGGAGUUAGGCUGCUCUCUGCUGGACUGGAGGAUCCACGCUGGAGACUGGACACUCUCAGUGUGAAGCACGGUGGAUUCCGGAGGCUGAAAUCAGGUCUAAAGAAGUAUGCCUGUGAAAUCACACUGGACCCAAUCACAGCACACCAAGACUUCUCUCUCUCUGAGGACAACAGAAAGGUGACACGGGGUAAACGGGGCCAGUUCCGGGGCCAGUAUCCUUAUCAUCCCGAGAGGUUUUUGCCCCUUUUCCAGGUGUUGUGUAGAGAGGGUCUGACUGGCCGCUGUUACUGGGAGGUAGAGUGGAAUCAUCAUGUUUGGAUAGCAGUUACAUACAGAGGAAUCCAAAGGAAAGAAUGGGUUAAUGAAGCAUUUCUUGGAAAAAACGACAAGUCCUGGAGUAUUGAGUGUAAUAAUGGUGGUUACACUGCCUGGCACAACGAUGGAAAAACAGACGUACCUCUCCCCCCCACUGGCUCCAACAGAGUAGGAGUGUAUCUGGACCGGCCUGCUGGCACUCUGUCCUUCUACAGUGUGUCCCCAGGUGGAGGAGGGUCCUCAGACACACUGACACACCUCCACACCUUCCAGUCCACCUUCACCAAGGAGGACCUCCUCCCUGGGUUUAGGUUAGAGUGGCGGGAAUCCUCAGUGUCUCUUUGUCAGAUUUAGCAACACACACACACACACACACACACACACACACACACACACACACACACACACACACACACACACAAACAUAAUAAAAUAAAUGGUAACGAUUGCCUCCACAAACUAUUAUUGCUUCGCUAAGGUGAACCUUUCAUCAGGAGGUUAUUUUGGAAUUGUUUUGUUAAAGGAUCAUGUAUAAUAGGGGCGACAGUGGUGGGAGAGCCGGUUGACUUGUAACCGGUAGGUUGCUUGUUCGAUCCCCGGCUCCUCCUAGACGAGCCUUGAGGUGUCUUGCAAGACGCCUCAACCCUGA